ACUUCACUUUCGACUGCAUCCGUUUCACGUCGCGACGUUCGCAGCAAACCAUGAACGGGCAACUUUUUUCAAUUAGUUCGACUGAGUUGUAAAUAUUUCCUUCUCUACCUGGUGAAAAACGAUCACAGUAGGCUUGAUUGGUGUUGGUGACCUAUUGUUACCGCAUACUAGAUUGAACAAAAUCAUCGUAAGCGUCGCGAACAAUUUCUCCUGAACAUUUGCACCAAUACAGGCCUACUUAGACGACGCAACCCUUGUACCUCCUCCUGCUGGCACAUGCUGCUUGCUGCAGUAUUUUGAUGUGAUUUUCUGUGUUUCUCAGCUCACACCAACCAAAAACAGGCCGAAUGUUGUAAAGGGGGCCCAUGUCGCGCGAGUUCACAUGCUUGCGGCAAGCCGUUCGUCCACGGUCAGGUUUUCGGUGGUUAUGAAAUAACCCGCAACCAACCAGUUCCAAAAAUCAACAAAGUUUUGGGCGAAAGUUUCGAACGGACCCUCCUCGAGUUGUCCCCUGCUUCUCGACUGCAGUUUAGUUGCUCGGUAUCGUUGCAAGCGGUCAGAUCUCGUCACGUUUAUUCUGUGUAGCCCUGCUCUUGCUCUAGUACUGCAGUCGGUAGUGUGUUCGUGUUCAACGUGGUUACUUGCUGAUAAAAAUACCAUUAUAUCGUCUGCGGACGAAAAAAAAAGAAAAGAAAGCAAUUACGAAUUCUAAACACACCGGUUUGCUACCGAGCUGAACCGUGCCGUUUCGCAUCGUUCGUGUGUUUCCAGGAAGCUCAAUUAGACUGCUGCUAUCUAGCACUAGCCUAGUAGUACAAGUAGGCAGGGCUCCGUCAGUGUGCAUAAUCGAAGUCGGCCGUGUGUGUUCAUCAGUGCUUGCUUGGUGACGACUGGCCGUGUGGUGAUCGAUCGACCGGCUCUCUUUCUAUCUCUCCUCCACGCAGGUCACUUCGACGUCGUCGCAGUAGGCUGUAUCGUUGGGUUUGGCUGGUUGGGUGCCUCGUGUCGUACCUAGUGUUCAAUCACACCUCGCUCUUAUCGGAUCGCGCAAAGGUGCGUUCCGGGAGCGAUUUUAAAAGGAAUCAAAAUUCUGCCAACAAGGAGAAAAAUGGCCAACGCGUACGACAUCUUCAGUGGAGUGUGCGUUUUCGUCGUGUCGGUGCAGUUGCUGCGGAAGGUGUUCCCAUGGAUCUACGAGAAUCUGCUCGGGCCGAAACUGUUCGGUUCCGCGGUGAAGCUGCGCGAGAUGGGAUCCUGGGCAUUGGUCACCGGAGCAACCGAUGGAAUUGGCAAAGCUUACGCUAAAGCGCUCGCCAAGAAGGGCCUCAACGUGGUGCUGGUCAGCCGAACCCUAUCCAAGCUGGAAGAUGUUGCCAAAGAGAUUGAGUCCGAAUCCAAGGUCCAAACCAAGGUCAUCGCUGCUGAUUUCACCGGUGGAGCGGAGAUCUACGAAACGAUCGCCAAGCAAACGACCGGUCUGGAAAUCGGUGUCCUGGUCAACAAUGUCGGCAUGAGCUAUGCCAACCCCGAGCGGUUCCUCGAACUGCCCGAGCAGGAAAAACUAGUUGCCAACCUGAUCACGUGCAACAUCUUCUCGGUGACUCGCAUGUGCAGCCUGUUCUUGCCGGGAAUGGUCGAGCGCCGGAAGGGAGUCGUCAUCAACAUCUCGUCCCUGUCGGCGGUCAUUCCGGCACCGAUGUUGACGGUCUACGCCGCUUCCAAGGCGUUCGUGGACAAGUUCAGCGACGACCUGGCCACCGAGUACGCCAAACACGGCAUUCUGGUUCAGUCGGUCCUGCCCGGCCCGGUUGCCACCAAUAUGUCCAAGAUUCGACGAUCCACGUGGAUGGCCUGCUCGCCGAAAUCGUUCGUGUCCAAUGCUCUGAGCACGUUGGGCAUUGCACGCCACACCACCGGAUACUACCCGCACUCGUUGCUGCAGCUGAGCAUCGACAUGCUGGGAUUCGUCUCGCCGGCUGUUUCGCGUAAGAUCACGCUGAAGACAAUGGAGAAUAUUCGUGCCAGAGCUGUGAAGCGCGCCGUCAGCAAGGGGGAAAGCAGCAAGUAGAUUACGAAUUUGAACGACUCGAUAUUACUUCGGCAGGUAAAGGCGCCAGACGCUUUUAAUGAUUUCUAUUUAGGGUUAUUUUUUUAAGAUUCAACUUGAACUGAAGAAACCUUGUCAACUCCGUAGCUUAUUCAAACACAAUGUUAAUUUAUUGACAACCUUCGUAUCGCUUGGUUGUGUUCAACAGAAUGAAAAUGGAAGAAGGCAUUUGUUAUAAUAGGUACAUGUACAAUAAAUGGCGAUAAGUAGUAAUUUUGUGUUAACCCUCUAAUACCCAAAUUUUUGAUUUUGAUCUAAAUAUCAUUUUUCGUCAUCCAAAAUCGAUUUAAACAUGUUUUGGAAGAUGAUUCUUUUUAAUUCUCAAUUUCGUGAAUUUUAGUUUUUGAUUUUUCUUAUUUUUAUUUUUGAACAUCCCCAAAGUUUUAUAUUUUUCCUGGAAGCCUAUUUGGAAUACGGAUUUUUUGAGAUGAAAACAUUUUGAGAUAUUAUGAUUGUUGUUGAAAUAUUUUUAUUUUAAAUUUUUUUCAUAGAAAAUUUUAUUUUCCGUGUAAUUUUAAGGAAAAUAAUUUUAGAGUGUAUUCGAUUCCCUUAAACUAUAAAACUAGGACAGAAUGAUUUGGGAAAAAUUUAAAAUAUGUUAAUUGCAGUGAUUAAAUGCAAAAUAAACAAUGACUUCUAGAAGGUGACUAGAACAUCAAUUUUUCAAUGAUUUUUCAAAAAUGUAAAUACGCUUUAAAAUACACCAAAAACCAUUUUGAGAUAUACAAAACAGUCCUAGAUAUCAGCCAAAAAUAUAAAAAUUUUGAUUUUCCACGAAACAAAAAUUACAAAAAUGCUCAAACUAUACCCCGUCUAAAGGCGGUAUUGGGUAUUAGAGGGUUAAUGGUAGACAAAGAUGAACAAUACAAAGCGUAGAUUUAAGAUUCAAUUACCUAGAAGAAAUGAUACCAUU
Messenger RNA from Aedes albopictus (Asian tiger mosquito), 3020 nucleotides. Its product is annotated as very-long-chain 3-oxoacyl-CoA reductase. NCBI's taxonomy places the organism in Eukaryota, Metazoa, Arthropoda, Insecta, Diptera, Culicidae. The record is from RefSeq and is a predicted model, not a curated record. Gene Ontology annotation, cellular component: endoplasmic reticulum. Bases 1109 to 2068 code for a protein of 319 amino acids. The transcript has 5 exons. Gene Ontology annotation, molecular function: oxidoreductase activity.